Molecule: messenger RNA, 1092 nt
Organism: Prunus mume (Japanese apricot)
Lineage: Eukaryota; Viridiplantae; Streptophyta; Magnoliopsida; Rosales; Rosaceae
Source: RefSeq, a predicted model, not a curated record
AGUGUGAGAAUUGGAAGAAAAGUAGCUGCAGACACCACCACAAUCAGUGAGUUCUUUUCUUUCACUAAAAAGACCUCGUCGGAAAGGGCGCCCCGGCAAAGACCCACGAGAUCAUUACCAAAAUGCUGGACUACGAAUGGGGAAACCCCUCCACCGUCAUGCUCUCCCCCGACAACGACCCCGGAUCCGACCCCACCCGACACCACCACAACACCACCACCAUUUUCGACCAUUACGCCUCCCAAGCCUCCCAAGCCUCCGCCUUCAACAACCUCGUCCCUCCUCCUCCUCCUCCGCAACAGCAAUCUCACCACGCCGCAUUUGCGCACCACUUCAACUCGGCCCAGGCCCAGCAGCUCCACUCCAUCUACGACGCCCACGCCUAUGCUAGCGCAUCGGCCUACGCGCCUCCAAACCACCACCCUCUGCUCUCCCUCGACCCGAUCCACGGCGGCGCGGCCCACGGCCCGGCCCCCGACCCCGGGUCGCCUCACGCCCCGCGGUGCCAGGCCGAGGGCUGCACGGCGGACCUCUCCCACGCCAAGCACUACCACCGCCGCCACAAGGUCUGCGAGUUCCACUCCAAGGCCUCCACCGUCAUCGCCAACGGGUUGACUCAGCGAUUCUGCCAGCAGUGCAGCAGAUUCCAUCUUCUUCCCGAGUUUGACAACGGAAAGCGCAGCUGCCGGAGGAGAUUGGCCGAUCACAAUCGUCGCAGGCGAAAAACUCAGCAAACAAAUCAAGAGAAUCACAACUCACAAGUACAGCAGCUAGUGGAAAAUGCCCGGAAUUCUUCUUCAGAUAAUGUUGCAAGGUCUCCGCCUGAGUCGGCAGCUCAUUCGGCGUCCUCUGUGACCGUGGCCCUGUCGCCGCCACGAAUGACGUUGGAUUGUUUUAGGCAAAGACCCUAUCAAGCUGCUGCCACAACUUCUUCAGGGUCAUCAGCUCACUUUUUUUCUCAAGUGGGUAAAAGCCAAUUAGAAUGAGUUAAUCAAUGGCGUUGUCUAUUUUUAAUUAGUCUAGUCUUCCCUAAAAUUUCAGUCUUAGUCUGAACGAAUUUUAGUCACAUUAAUUACAUGCAAUAUUGGAGCA